Phaeodactylum tricornutum CCAP 1055/1 is the source of this 972-nucleotide messenger RNA. RefSeq lists its product with no specific name. Bases 1 to 972 code for a protein of 323 amino acids. The record is from RefSeq and is a predicted model, not a curated record. Gene Ontology annotation, molecular function: gamma-glutamylcyclotransferase activity. Lineage: Eukaryota; Bacillariophyta; Bacillariophyceae; Surirellales; Neidiaceae. The transcript has a single exon.
AUGAAGCUGAAAGUCCUAUCUGUCAACUGGAUUUUCUGUUGCUGUCUCGUCGCAGCCCUGCAAAAGAGCACGGAUCCUCCGACUCGUCCGCAAAUCGUCCAAGAUGCGUUCAACAACAACACCCCUCUGUAUUACUUUGGUCUAGGAUCCAACAUGCUGCGAUCCAAGCUAGAGAAUAGGUCUUCGCAGGGUAAGAUCGAGAUCCUGAGUAUGGAACCCGCCGUAGUUCCAUCACAUCGGCUCGCCUUUAAUCUUCGCGGCUUUCCUCCACUGGAACCAGGCAUGGGGAGUUUGGAACCGGUAAACGCUACAAGCCGUGCUCUCAUGGCAUACAACAAACCGGAAUGUCACGGCGCACUCGUACAGCUCGUGCCAGAAAUGUACGAGCGCGUUAUGAAGUCCGAAGGCGUCGGUAUGAAUCAAUCGGGCUACGAAGAAAUCGUCGUCACAGCCGUUCCCUACGAUCCCCGCAAACCACCCGUACAAGCCAUCGCCCUGCGUGCCAAACCCCACGUUCGACUACGCCGGGAUCCCAGCCCGUCCGCACGAUAUAUGGACAUUUUGCGCCAAGGUGCCGCCGAACUGCAGCUCAAGCCUUGCUACCAAGAAUUCUUGGCGCAGCAUCCGGUACAAAUACUCCCGACGUGGUUGCGUCGUCUUUCUAUAUACAACCUCAUAUUUACCUUCUCACUCUCGAACAAACUCAAGUGGCGAGGUGUGAGUAAAAUGCAGAGCUGGCUACUCUUUCGAGUCUACGUCCCAUCCAACGCCUCCUGGAUUUGUAGACACGGUUGUUCGGUUUGUACCGCAGGCAUUCUCUUGCCGGGAGCGAUUCUGGGAUCCGCCAUCAAAAUGGUGGUCUCAAAAUGGGGUGGCGACUUUCCGCCGUUCCUGAAGCGCAUGAUGGAUCUUUUGGACGAUCCAUUGGUGGCUGCACCUAAAGCCAACGCUGAAACUGUGGAACCUAAAUAG